AUGGAUACCAUCGAUAUCGCAAACGAACCAAUUCCAAAACCGCAUUCUAGAGCGAACAAAGGGGAAAUAGUAACAGCAAUAUUUGGCCCCGAAGAAGAUCCGAAUCAGCCACCAAGAGCUGAUAGAUUCAAACAUAUGCAAACAACAGCAAAAGAAACAUAUCAUCGAAUAAUUUCACCGGACGAGAAAUUCAGGGUCAUUUACUGGGACAGGAUCCCGCAUAAUGUGCAACAACGGGCGAUCGAAGAUCUUCUCAGGAAUGAAGUCUUCGGUUCGUAUUUUGCCAGGUCGGAAAAAUAUUGGCUUCCGAAAUAUCUUAUGAAAAACUACAUAAAAUCUCAUGUCGACCACAAGAUAGGGAGGCCGGGGGACGAGACACAUCAAAAACGAAAGCUGUUGGAGCGAGAAGAAAGCUCCAGCCCCAGAAGAGUACGAACUGAUGAUGAUGAGCCACUCGCUCCAACGUCCAGUUCACCAAGAGAACAAAGUAGUACUGAUUACUCUGGCAGGCUUACACUUCCAGGGUUCAGAGAGAUAUUUAAGCUCGCCGAAGAUGCCCAGGAUUCCAAGGGGGGCCACUGGGCCUGA
Messenger RNA from Orbilia oligospora ATCC 24927, 588 nucleotides. RefSeq lists its product as uncharacterized. The coding region runs from base 1 to 588 and encodes 195 amino acids. The record is from RefSeq and is a predicted model, not a curated record. Lineage: Eukaryota; Fungi; Ascomycota; Orbiliomycetes; Orbiliales; Orbiliaceae. The transcript has 2 exons.